AUGAUCGAAGUUCCCAAGGCCAGCUCCCUCAAAGACCUAUUCAGUCUUAAAGACAAGGUCGUAGUCGUCACCGGCGCCUCCGGCCUCCGAGGAAUCGGCCUCGAAGCAGCCCGCGGCUGUGCGGAAAUGGGCGCCAACGUUGCAAUCACAUACUUCUCGCGAGGCGAAGGAGCCGAAGCAAACGCCAAAGCCCUGCAGGAGGAGUACGGUAUCAAAGCUAAAGCCUACAAAUGCGACACAUCGAAAUGGACUGAAGUGCAAGAGCUGGUUGCCAGCGUGAUUGCCGAGUUCGGCAAGAUCGACUCUUUCAUCGCGAACGCUGGCCGCACCGCCGACGCUGGUGUUUUAGAUGGCUCUGUUGAGGACUGGGAGAACAUUAUCCAGGCGGAUCUGAACUCCGUCUUUUACUGUGCUAAAGCUGUUGGUCCCCAUUUCAAGGAACACGGAAAGGGAAGCUUUGUGAUUACUGCUUCGAUGUCGGGCCACAUCGUCAAUUACCCCCAGGAACAGACUUCAUACAAUGUGGCUAAGGCUGGGUGUAUUCAUAUGGCUCGCUCGUUGGCUAACGAGUGGAGGGAAUUUGCUCGUGUUAACAGUAUCUCACCUGGAUACGUUAAUACGGGGUUGGGAGACUUUGUACCUGCAGAGAUUCAGGAUGGUUGGAAUAGGAUGAUUCCUAUGGGUCGCCAAAGCGAUCCUAAGGAGUUAAAAGCGGCAUAUGUGUACUUUGCUAGUGAUGCUAGUACUUACACUACUGGUGCGGAUCUGCGGAUCGAUGGAGGUUACAUUUGUCGGUGA
This is a messenger RNA of Penicillium verrucosum, 798 nucleotides long. Its product is annotated as SDR family oxidoreductase. The record is from RefSeq and is a predicted model, not a curated record. The transcript has a single exon. Bases 1 to 798 code for a protein of 265 amino acids. Gene Ontology annotation, cellular component: intracellular anatomical structure. Gene Ontology annotation, molecular function: oxidoreductase activity, acting on NAD(P)H, oxygen as acceptor. Lineage: Eukaryota; Fungi; Ascomycota; Eurotiomycetes; Eurotiales; Aspergillaceae.